Liolophura sinensis is the source of this 9249-nucleotide messenger RNA. RefSeq names its product TPR and ankyrin repeat-containing protein 1-like. Gene Ontology annotation, molecular function: ATP binding; protein binding; metal ion binding. The transcript is spliced from 19 exons. NCBI's taxonomy places the organism in Eukaryota, Metazoa, Mollusca, Polyplacophora, Chitonida, Chitonidae. The record is from RefSeq and is a predicted model, not a curated record. The coding region runs from base 244 to 9249 and encodes 3001 amino acids.
CAUGAUUUUGGCUGCUGUCCUCUCAGUGACAUUAUCAGUAUGCUGUAAAAUACCAAUCAAAUAAAUGCAUAAAUAUUUCAUCCACCUGUAGUUUGACCGUUAUCAGAACAGUUCUGGUUAGUGUUGAACAUAUGUAUUGGGGCUUUCUCUGUGUUUGUUUUUUAGGCCAACUGGCUGUUUGCAAAGACCCUUGCUUUGCUAGGUGCACUGGACCAAGCACUGACCUGCUAUUGUUCCAGCAGUAUGUUGCAUGGAGUGACCCAGGGGCAGAGGGUGGACUGUCUGGUGGAGAUCGCACAGCUAGCAACUAAGGUGAAAGAUAAUAACAUGGUGGAGAGAAUCCAAGCCUCUGCUGGUGAGUGGAAGAAAGUUCUUAAAAGACUGUCACUCCACAACAAAUGGGAAUCCGUACGUAUGCUGAUGGGGCUGUCAGCUGUAUCCUAUAGCACUUUGAAUGGCGUAGCGAAGGGCUGCAAAGCAGAUGGUAUCAAUGUGGGUGCGCUUCUCAACUCGCUGAGCGAACAAGCAUUGAACAGCUGGGGAGAGAAACUUGCGGUGGUUCUACUGAAGGAAGGUGCUGACUUGAAAACGGUGUGGAUGAAGAAGGACGACCUGCCCCUUUUGGCCGCACUCACAGUGGGAUUAAGAUGUGGGUCAUUUCAACUGCUCAAAUACCUUUUGGAAAGAUUACAUGCGGAUUUCGAGGCGAAGAACGGAGUGGACGGUAAUGGGGACUCGGCAUACCACAUAGUGGUGAAGUCCGGGAAGGCCAAUACAACAGUUGGAGAGACAGCCGUAAGACUUCUUCUGAACAACGGCUGUCGCUGUGACAUCCGGGACAAGGCCGGCAAGCUACCGGUGGAAUACCUUAAUCCCACAGACCAAGUGUACAGUUUGCUACAGCGGAAAUGCUUCCAACCCAGGGGACACUACCCACAUUUGCCCGACCCUGGUGAUCUCCGUGGGAGGUUGGAAGAGCUAAGGGAAAUUGGCAAGACUUGUAUGAAAAACCGAGCGUACGCAAAUGCCUUAAGCAAGUAUUCAGAGGGAAUCAAACUGGCUGGUAACAGUGGGGAUUUGAAACAGGAUGUAGCCAUCUUGUACAGUAACCGCUCUGCUGUUUACACUAAGCUGGGUAACCUCAAAGCGGCCCUGAAAGAUGCCGAGACUUGUAUUCUCAAUAACCCGUUCUGGCCCAAGGGCUACUGGAGAAAAGGCCGAGUGCUGAAAUCCCAGGGACGAUACAAAGAUGCCUUCUUGACAUACCUUGAAGGAUUUGAAUGUGACAAACAUCCGGAGGGGUCUGAAUUGUGUCUUGUUGAAGCUGUGACUGUGAUGAGUCUGAUCAAGGAUUACAAACCAUUUCUGGAGAUGCUUGGAAGAGUGGCAAAACCCAUCAUCUCGUCUGUGAUAAAACGGCUUGCUAAGCAGGCUGAUUGGUGGGUUCUGUCAUUGUUGAUAGUGGGUGGAGCUAAAUCUUUAACCAAGGCAGCCCAAGGAGGGACAGCUGAAGAAGUGAACCUCCAUGAAUUGGUGAGCCUUGUGGAAUCCAAACCGUCCUCUGUAUGCUGGCCGUUUAACCUGCUGUUGUCUCUGAUGUUCAUGGGAGCAUCACCAGACACCAUGGUGUCGCAGAAAGGUGAUACGACAUACCACGCCGCUCUCCGACUGGCAUUGCAUAUGGAGGAUUUGACUAUUUUGGAAAUUGUCGUGAAAACUCGUAAGCGUCAGGAAGUGGCAAAGUGUGUUGUUAACGGCAACAAAGAAAAUCUUCUUCAUGCCUUGGCCAAAUCUCCAAAGAAGAAUUACCAGAUCGGCCAAUCAGCAGCUGACCUACUUAUCCGUCUAGGCGUUGACCGUCACCAGAGAGACGAGCAGGGCAAAACACCAACAGAUUACCUCCCCGCAGACUCCAAACUUGCCCCGAUGUUUGGGAAAACAACCGCAGUAAAGAAUGACACAACGCAGAAGGAGCCAUCACAGAAAGCCAAGAAGAAACCCCCAGUUAGAUCUAGGCCAGCUGAUCCUUGUGAUCGUUGUGUCUCUCACUUAACAGCAUGCCGCAGUCUCCAUCAGAAAGGUGACAGUGUGGCCGCCAUAGAGAGCGCAUGCAAGGUCGUUUGUGAGAAAUGGCACUCUUCAGAUCGUCACAAGAAGCUGAGAGGAGAAAGCGUGGAAGAAAUUUUGACUAUCCUGGAUCACUCGUUUAGACCAGAGAUCCCAGUCUGUAUGCUUGACCUGCCCCAGGAAACAUACAGGGGGCUGAUAAAGCAGCUGGCUAUACGAAACCGCUGGCUGGUGGUGGAGAGACUUGUGAGUAAGUGGAGAGACAAGCAACCUGGUAACAAGGACAUGGCUGUUGGACUGUGUGUGGGUGACGUGAUUCGCUGUGACCAGCUGCAGAGCAAUGCCCUCUACAGGACUGAGGUAAUCCGUAUCCUGCUGGAUAAUGGAGCAUUUCUGCCAGCCACCCCCGAGAUCACUGAUGAGCCAAUUAGCAUCGCCCUGGAGAGGAAAUAUUUCCGAAUCAUCCCGGUUCUUCUUCAGCACGGUGCUCAACCCAAGCGUGUACGCUUGACACAUGGAGAUACCCCUCUUCAUGCAGCACUUAAGGUGGCCUUAGAGUUGGAUAAAGGUAAUUUUGACUUGUUGGAAAGACUGCUAGAGAUGUACGACCAGGAUCAAGAAAAGUAUCCCUACCUUGACCCCCGCUCUUUGGACAAAACCGGUAGCUCGCUGUACCACAUGGCAGCAAAAUGUCGCUACAGCUGUCACGCACAACGUGCCGUGGAGUUACUGUGUGCACGACGAUUACCCGCAGGAGGAAAGGACAGCUCUGGGCGGGUUCCUCUGGACUACAUCAGCAAGCAGAAUGACCGCAGGAGAGAGUACCUGAGGAUGGCUGCAGGCUACAGUCUGCCCUCAAAGAAAGCUACGUCCACACCCAUGCCAUCCAGUUCUUCAGAGCAAUCAAUGGAUCCUUCAGGAGAACCCUUUUGUCCAUCGCCGACCGCUGAGAAGGGCAAGGAAAUGCCAGAGAAUUCUGCACAGAUCAAGCUGCGGAAGUCAAAGAAAAGCGAGAAGGAGCGAUGCAAGGCGGCGUUGAAAAAGUGGAUCGGAGAACUCAGUGACUUUGUCUUUCAAGAAGAAGACGAUGAUUCCUUUAAAGAUAAGGUAGCAGAGAGAACUGGAUUGGGCAAAGGUGGUGAUGAAACAGAAACAAAGAGAGCAUUGUCCUCUGUAACUCCCGAUGAGAGUGGUGAUGGAUUACAUAUUGUAGAAGACAUUGAACAAGGUUUGGAGGAUUUGGAUGGAGAGGAUGUCGUUCAACAGGACGAUGCCAGUGACGAAAUAAAUGCCGACAUCUUUGACGACUUGGAUUGGGAAGUGGAAUGCACUGCAGAUGUGUGGAAAUUCCUGAAAAAUAAGCGCAUGCCGAUGUUUAUGAAGCAGCGAGCCAUCAAGCGGAUUCAGAAGCUGGCACGAGGUGAGUGGACUGAUUCUCUGACAAAAAUUGUCCACAACGUGCCGGACACACUAAAUCUGUUUGAGGCCAAGAUUUCCAAAGGUGCGCGGAUUCUCUGGGAGCGAGCCAUCGCAUUUUCACCGAAACUUUCUGAAAAGAAUUCCACGCAAGCAGACAUACCUGUGGAAGAACAAGCACAAAUUUACACGGAGGUGAUUCGCGUGUGGGACAUUGUGGUCUUGCACGACAACCUGUACCAUCGCAUUCAGCAAAUCGCACGAUCCCAUGCCCGCGGCAGGGACAGCAUUUUGCUCCAGAAACUUGUCCGCAUCUCUACUCAACAGACAACUGUCCGCGACAACAUCAAUUACUGUAUGCCAGAACUUUUCAUGUUGUCAGAAAAGAACACUGAACAAGCUUUAACCUUCUACCCGCCAGCCAGUCCGAGUGAACGUGAGUACCACAUCGUGAAGUUCUACUCUUUCUCAGCUGCUUUGGUCAACCAUAUUCUUCAUCAGACCGACACCAAGGUUGACUUUCCGUUCAAGGUCACAGACAUGGAGCAUGCCAUCAUCAGUCUGCAGUUGGGAGCCCCAGUGCUACUCUUGGGACGCAGCGGUACUGGAAAAACAACUUGUUGUCUCUACCGCCUGUGGCACGCUUACCUAAGGUACUGGACACAGGCCAGCCAGACAGGUGACCCACUGCUUCCACGCAGUGCCCACUUCACCAGGUGCAAGACUCCAGUCACAGAUGGCGAGGAGAGUAGUGAGGAGGAAGAGAGUGAUGACGAAGACUUGGAGGAGGAAGAGGAUGACACCAGUGAGUGCGAGAAAGAGGAAGGCCCAGAGAGGGAGGAUGAGGAGGCUCCCGAGGGGGAGGUCCAUAUUCUGGACCACCUCCAGCAAGUGUUUGUGACAAAGAAUGGAGUCCUCUGUAAUGAGGUCAUGAAGAAUUUCCAAGACCUCAAUCACGCGUGCAGUCUGACAAACAAGCGUGCCGAAGGAGAAGAUAGAGCCUUGCCCAACAGGCUACAGGACAUCCCAAACCAUAACUACCCAUUGUUCCUCACCUCACAGCAACUCUUGCUCUUAUUGGACGCAUCGUUGCCAAGCAACCCGUUUUUUGAGAGGGAGGAGGAUGGGAGCUUGAAGAGGGACAUUCGAGGGUGGACCGACGCAGACAGCCCGUUAGCGGUCCUCUCCGAUCUUGACUCGGACUCUGAAGGGGAGGAGGAUGAAGUGGUGGGAGGAGCAGUGGGCAGUCCUAAUGCACACUCCACCCAGCAUCUGGAUCCCCGCCAGGAAGUGACCUAUCAAGUGUUUGCUGAGGAACUGUGGCCAAAGAUAAAGAUAAAAGGGUACCACCCCUCGCUGAUCUGGACCGAGAUCAACUCCUUCCUGAAAGGAUCCUUCGAGGCUCUGCGUUCAUCGUCCGGAAAGUUGACAUUGGAAGAAUACCAGGAACUGGGACGGAAGCGAGCCACGAAUUUCACAGGUGAAAGGGCGAAGGUGUAUACGGUGUUCAAACGGUACGAGGUGCUAAAGAGGCAGCGUGGUUUGUUCGAUGAAUGCGACUUCCUAUUGAAUAUUUAUCGGCGCCUGUGUAAAACGGAGAAGCAGAACUGGGUUUUUCACCAAGUGUAUGUGGAUGAAACUCAAGAUUUCACUCAGGCCGAGCUCUGUCUGCUGAUAGGCUUGUGUCAGAACCCCAACGAGAUGUUCUUCACAGGCGACACAGCACAGGGCAUUAUGUGCGGCAUAUCCUUCCGUUUCAGUGACCUCAAGUCGCUGUUCUUUUACGCAAGCCGAUCGCUGAGAGCCAUGGGCAAACACCAGGCUGUAAAAGUACCAGAGAAGGUGUACCAACUGACUCACAACUAUCGCUCUCACGCCGGGAUCCUCACGCUUGCCAGUAGUGUCGUCGACCUCAUGGUGGAAUUCUUCCCCGAAACCUUUGACCAAUUGGGCAGGGAUCAGGGUCUGUUCUCUGGACCUCUUCCUGUCCUGUUGGAAUCCUGCAGUUUCUGUGAUCUUGCAGUUCUGCUCAGAGGGAACCGCCGGCAGACCUCAGAAAUUGAGUUUGGGGCCCACCAGGCCAUCCUUGUCGUGAACGACGCUGCGAGAGAGGCUCUUCCAGAAGAACUGCGACUUGGGGUUGUGCUGACCAUCUUUGAGGCCAAAGGUCUGGAGUUCGACGACAUCCUCCUUUACAACUUCUUCAAAGAUUCCCAGGCCAAGAAGGAGUGGCGUGUAGUGACAGAAUUUCUUCAUCGUCUGUCAGGAGAUGAGACAGAGAAUCCGUCCCGGACUGCAAGUAGUCAUGGUGUGAUGGAGAUAGACACAGAACUGAUGAGUGCCUCGUCCAGCCGACCUUUAUCCUUCAACCCUGACCAGCACAAGGUGUUGUGCUCAGAACUCAAGCACCUGUACACGGCACUGACCAGAGCCAGGGUCAACGUCUGGAUAUUUGACGAAGACGCGGAAAACCGUGCUCCCAUGUUUGACUACUUCAAGGCCAGACGUUUAGUCCGUGCCAUUUCUGCUCGUGAGAACCAAUCCGAAGGUCUGACAGACGAAAUGUUUGCCGAAAGCUCGAGCUCUGCAGAUUGGCUGAAGCGUGGGGAUGACUUCAUGAAACACCGUCUGUAUGAAGUGGCCGCCAAAUGCUACAGGAAAGCCAACGUGGAAGACAAGGAGAAUAUUGCUUUGGCCCAUGCAGCUGCACUCAAAGCGACGCGCCUUCAGGAGAACCCUGCGCGGAUGAGAGAGGAGUUUCUGUAUGCCGCAGAGCAGUAUCUGAUCAAGUGCGACAUGAAGGCAGAGGCGGCGCGGUGUCUGAAGAACGCUAAGGAACGCGAAUUGGCAGCACGUCUGUACGACAAAAUGGGAGAGAUGGAGAAGGCAGGAGGAUUGUACAAGAUGUGCAAUCUCAACUACGAGGCGAGUCGGUGUUACGAGCAGCAGGGAUUGUACCGACAAGCCAUCAGCACACUCUGCGAGAUGAACAGCUACGACAUGGCCAUCGAUGUUCUCAACAGAUACAACAUGAGGCUGAAGGACUACAACUCUAAGGGAAAACCCUUACCUAAGGCUUUGGCGGAAAAUCGCCCAGAACAGACCAUGGAUCGCCUGACGUACAAGGCCGCUGAGUUUCACCGGAAAAAAGGAGACGAGCAAAGAAUGUUGAGGUCUUUAGAGCGUCUGCGAUCACCGGAAGAUCGCAUCAACUUCCUAAUGAAGCACGGGAGACCUCUGCUGGCAGUUAAUGUACUUAAGGAACUGGGCCUUUACUCACGAGCGGCCUCUAUUCUUUUCGAAGAGGGCCAGUACGAUGAAGCAAUGAAGUUCGCUGAAAUGGCCAAAGAUGACGGAGUCGUAAAUCAGUGUCUUCUGGCUUCUUGUCGCAAGAAGAUCGUGGAUAAAGACUUGACCAGCACUCUCCCAGGCGACAAUCAAAUAAAGGAGAAGGAAAGCGUUGUCAUGAACUUGAAGCAGUUGAUCACAUACUUCACCUUUACCAGGGAUACCAGUACUGUGGCUGAAAUUCACCUGUUGUUAGGCCAGCUCAACUGGGACGAGUCCAUGGUGAGAGAGUCCUGGUGGAAGUUUGGCAAGUUGACCCCAACCCCUAAUGAAGCUGGGCAAGUGGAAUGCUCUAAAGCUCUUCUGACCAUGGUCAGCCUGAAAGACGACAGUAAGGCUUGCUACGAGUUUGCAAAGAAUCAUCUCCUCCGCUUGCUGAUGGCCUUUAAAGCCAGUUACAGGCCCAGCAAUAACCAAGAGCGGGAGAAAGUCAGGUUGUAUCGGAGGUACUAUGGGCUGAAGAGCGCUAAGAUUGGGUAUUUGGAGUACUAUCCCAAGCACUACCCAAACUGUCGUCUCUUUCUCAGGGAAGACAGGGAAAAAUCUAGAAUAGAUAUUAAGGUGGAAGACGCCAACAGCCAGUUCCAAGCGUAUCUCCUGAAGUUGGUUGAGCUGUGGGUGUUGGAGAUAAGGUCAAGUGUGGAGCUUAUACUCAGUGAGAACCAACAAUGUCCAAAGUUUCUCUCAGGUGAGGGUUGUCAAGAGUCAGCGACCUGUCACUACCUCCAUAAGCCUCAUUCCAAAGAAACUUUCCUCAAUCUGUUCCACUGUCAUCUGAGCCAGGCACAUAUCUGCGCAGAAAUACUUCGAACCUGUCAGGUUGUCACUGAUGAAAGUCUUCGACAUGAACUCCUGAAACUCCUACCGUUGCGAAAUGAACAUGCAUCCCUCGACGAUCUCAUCCAUUUCAUUUUGCCGAAUACGACACACUGGAAGCAUUUUUGUAGCGACGGCCAGCUGCUUACCUACGUCUUCAGCUCUUUGAGCCACCAAGACCUGCGCCACACGGUGGAUCGAUGGCAGAAUGAAAUGUGGAGUAGUCUCAAGUAUAAGGAGAAGAUCUCAACAACAUCUGUGUACGUGGAGGUUUGUAUCUGCUCGGCAAUUUUUCUGAACAAAAUGAAUAAGGUGGAUGCGUGGAUGAAAGAAGCAGAAAAAGCCGCCUCAUUUAAGGCCAAUCAGAAGACGGAUAUGGAAAGAUCCCUUAGCCAGGGUGCAGCUAUGAUUGGAGAUAAAUACAAGGGCCAAAGCUGCUUCAUCUGUUACGCUCGCAGAUUCUUCGAAGCGUUGAACUUAGUAUACCGACCUCAGCCUGAGCCAGUUGAAGCGCUGCUCAAAUUCGGCAAGUUUUUGGCAAUGCUAAGGAACAAAGGUGACACUAAGGUUUUCCCACAUUAUGGCCAGCUUCUGUUUAGCAUGGAGUUUUUUCUGAUGCUUGAUUUCUCGUUGGGUGCCAAGCACAUGGGGCAAUAUUUGAUAGUUCCUGCGAGCUACAUCUCUGUGGUACGCUUUAUGGAUCAAUGUUUUGCAAAGCAAAAAUGCCAGUCCCUUUUUAACGUUGUCAAAUCUUCAAAGCUUAAUAAGCGUCACCAGAUUCUCCUGGACAAAAUCAGCACCAUGGUGGAUAUACUAAUAGGUAAGGAAACGAAGGGGAAAGGACAGGGAUUCAGUUUGCUAAAGGAUAUGUUGCAACCGUCAAGUCCCCACAUUGAGUCUGGUAUCGCUGAACGCGGUAUGAUUUUCCUCUUGACCUUGCUGAGCAAUGUGUCUGGGAUGGUCCUCGAGGAUCAUCAAAGUGACCUCUUACAAGCAGUGCACAACCCUCUUCCUGUCCAGACCAAGCUACCCCAGCGUCUGUUGUCAGUCAUUUCCAGGACUCGCAAAUCCGUGGGGCAGAAGGACAUUGUCAAGACGCUCCGCGAUGCGCUGAGAGAAAAAAACGACGAAGAUCUGCUGGUGUGCCGAUGGGUGGUCGAUGCAAAGAAGAAAGAAAGUCUCAGUCUGGAAAUAGUGGAAGAAAGCACUGUUUGGGAUGAACUGCCGAGUGAGUUUGGGACAGGCCAGUGGCAGGAGAAUACAUACAACUUCAGUGACCUGAAAGUGAAGGAGCCUACUGAAGAUGAAGGACUGGGAAUGAGUCCUGAGGAAAUGGAGAAGCAGAUGGAAGAAGAGAGGAAAGAGAAAGCAGCACGAGUCUUGUUGAAGUUCUUUAAGUUUGUUCGAUUCAAAAUGCGUGCACAAAUGGUCAGUGUCUUCUUACAGGCUUAUCUUGGAAACCAUGUUAGCAAUCCCAGGUUUCCAGCGUACUUGCAGGAAAUUUUCCAGCGAUGCACAGUGGAUGAAACGUCCGACACGAACGAUGCAUAUUGGAUCGGAAGAUCACCUCGCCAAGGAUCAGGAUUACCGGGUUCUCUGUGA